Molecule: messenger RNA, 4604 nt
Organism: Hemibagrus wyckioides
Lineage: Eukaryota; Metazoa; Chordata; Actinopteri; Siluriformes; Bagridae
Gene: blm
Product: BLM RecQ like helicase
Exons: 21
Coding region: 371-4075 (1234 amino acids)
Biological process (GO): DNA replication; double-strand break repair via homologous recombination; telomere maintenance
Cellular component (GO): nucleus; cytoplasm; chromosome
Molecular function (GO): four-way junction helicase activity; 3'-5' DNA helicase activity; DNA binding
Source: RefSeq, a predicted model, not a curated record
GCAGUGGCUUGAUUUGCGCUGUAACUCGGUCAGUGAAGGCGGACAAGUACGUUUACUGUUUUAGGUUUUUAUAAUGAAUAUGUUUUGUAUAAAUUAUGCUAGUCUUUCCUAUGGAGUAUGUAGUAGUGGUCGCGAAUGAUUCUUUUGCUUGCAGCAGUGGAAAAAGGUUUUAACGGUAGUCGGCUACGUAGCCAGUUAGCAAACACUAAUGAAAAUGACUUUUGUAUUAGCUAGCUAGCCAGUUGUCAGCGUUUGCAAAUGUCAAGUGUAGUAUAAUAUUAUUGUCUACGUUGAUCUUUACUUAAUUCGCAUAUAGUUACCGUCCAACCCCAUUUUUUUCGACACUCACCUUUUAAUCGCUGCAUGCGCGAUGCCCACUCUUCCUCAGAACAAUUUAAAAGAACAGCUCGAGCGGCACAGCAAUGUAGCCGUACGAACCAAGUCUCUGGCCAAAUCAAAGCCCGGGGCUUUUUACUUUAAAAAAACGUCUAAAUCAAGCAGUGCCAAAGAUGAAGUUACUCUAAAGCUUUUUGACAGGGCCAAGACACAGACCUUUAACUCAGUAGACAACCCAUUUGCAGUAAGCAAAUCUAGUUUUGUUGAGCCUUCCUUCAGCAGAUUGCAUAAACCACAAAAUAACAGACUCACAGGCACCAGUGGAAGCACAGCUGUAGGUGUACGUGAUGAUUACAACUUGUCUGCUAUUCCCUUGGAUGACUGGGACCACUUUGAUGAUUUUGAAACUCCAGUCAAGGGAGAAGGAGCAGGACCAGACUUGUCAAAUAAAGAUAUUUGUGCUAUUGAUCAGGGUAGUGCCAAGUUAAGACAUAUUGAUGGUGAAUACCCCAUAAAUACAACAGAACACCAAAUUUCUAUUAAAGACAAGUCACUGCUAAGUGGCUGUCAAAAAAAGAGCACUGCUACUGCAAUUAAGCAUCCUGAAGCAAGUAAGAGGAAUUUCAACUGUUCAAAAGGGUUUGAUGAUGCCCUUUUUGGUGUUAUGGAAUCUAUUUGUUGUCUGGUUGAAACAAUACCUGAACAUGAGCUUAUGUCCCUGACUUGUGGCACAGAAUUGCUUUUAUUGAGAGCUCACAGGAAAAGGAUUGUUGCUGAUGCUGCAUUGUUGGAAAAGUGGCAAUCAGACAGAGGAUCCAAUCCUCAUGAAACAAGUUCUGCUGUCACAACUGAAGGCGACUGUUCAUCUUCACAUGUUCAGCUCAGUAAAUCCAAUGAUUCUGUUAUGUUAUUGGAUUACAAGUUUAGUACCUUGAAAGAUUCAGAUUGCAUUAACAAUGAUGUGGUUCAAGGAGACGACUUUAGCCGGAAUCCUUCCCUAAUUCAGACAGUAAAUGAACAUAAGGAAAAGCUAUCAGGUCAGAACAAUGGUAAUGGAAACAGUCAAUCAGAAGAAUGUUCCUUGAGUCUGUGCUUCAGUCAGUCAAAUUGUCAGGCUAUGAAUCAAGAGAAAAUGAUGCAUUUAAGCUCUUCUCCAAAUACAGUGGAUGUGAACAGCAGUGUGUUAGUUGGUGGGGCUAGUUUACAAAAUUGCAAAGAAUCUAAUGACGUGAUUGACUUCUGCAUUGAUGAUUUUGACAUUGAUUACUUCAGUGAGAAUGAUAUCCCAGAUUAUUGUGACGAACCUGCAGCUUUGUCUGGGUCUGGGAGUUCCAGUGCACUACCACAGUUUUGUGAAAGAGGACACUCAAACUCCUGUGAUAAAAAGAGUGUUGGCACUCCAACUGCUGUCAUGAAACUUACUGAACCAUGGUUGCCUGAUGUUACAUCCAGAAAUCCAGCACAUGACCGCUUCUGUGGCUUCAACUUUCCCCACUCUCCUGAGAUGAUGAAGAUUUUCCACAAGAAGUUUGGUCUUCAUCAGUUCAGAUUCAAUCAGCUAGAAGCCAUCAAUGCUACUCUGCUCAGAGAGGACACAUUUGUGCUUAUGCCUACAGGAGGGGGUAAAAGCCUUUGCUAUCAGCUGCCUGCCUGUGUUUCUCCUGGAGUGACUGUGGUGAUAUCUCCACUUCGUUCGCUUAUUGUGGAUCAGAUCCAAAAGCUUACAACUUUAGAUGUCCCUGCCACUAGUUUAUCUGGGGGAAAAAGUGACUAUGAAGCUGGACAAAUCUACAUGCAGCUUUCUAAGAAUGAUCCAGUCAUCAAACUGCUUUAUGCCACUCCUGAAAAGAUCUGUGCAAGUGGGAGGAUGAUCAGUGCACUGCAGAAUCUGUAUGAGCGAAGUCUGCUUGCCCGUUUUGUCAUCGAUGAGGCACACUGUGUCAGUCAGUGGGGACAUGAUUUCAGGCCAGACUAUAAGCGGAUGCAUGAACUGCGCCAGAGGUUUCCCAAAGUUCCUAUAAUGGCACUGACUGCCACAGCCACACCUCGGGUCCAGAAGGACAUCCUUAACCAGUUGGCCAUGACUCGACCACAAGUAUUCUCGAUGAGCUUCAACAGACACAAUCUCAAAUAUUCUGUAUUACCUAAAAGCCCAAAGAAAGUUGAGGAGGACUGUAUUAACUGGAUCAAGAAAUAUUAUCCAUAUGACUCAGGAAUUGUAUACUGCCUGUCACGCAAUGACUGUGACAGCAUGGCAGAUAGACUUCAGAGGGCAGGCAUUGCAGCACUAGCAUACCACGCUGGAAUAAAUGACCAUGACCGAGAGUAUGUCCAAAACAAAUGGAUCAACCAGGAUGGUUGCCAAGUCAUAUGUGCCACUAUUGCGUUUGGCAUGGGCAUUGACAAGCCUGAUGUACGUUAUGUGAUCCAUGCCAGCCUACCAAAGUCAGUGGAGGGCUACUACCAAGAAUCAGGCAGAGCUGGCCGGGAUGGAGAAAUCUCCCACUGCAUUCUCUUCUAUUCUUACACAGAUGUGAUUCGCAUCAAAAGACUAAUAGCUAUGGACAAAGAAGGCAACCACCAAUCCAAAGCCACUCACAUAAACAACCUGCACAGCAUGGUACAUUUCUGUGAAAAUGUGACAGAGUGUAGGAGGAUCCAGCUACUUGCAUACUUUGGAGAGCACAAAUUUAAUAUAGAUUUCUGCAAGCAGCAUCCAGAGGUCACCUGUGACAACUGUGCCCGACCACACCAAUACAAGGCAAAAAAUGUGACUGAGGAUGUAAAGAAGAUUGUGCAGUUCAUACAGGAAAACUGUGAGAAGGUUGUUGGCAAAUGUGCCAGAUCUUUCCAGCAAAACAGACUCACUUUGAACAUGCUAGUUGACAUUUAUUUGGGUUCGAAAAGUGCCAGAAUCAAGUCAGGCAUAUAUGGGAUUGGAGCAGCAUACUCCAGACACAAUGCAGAAAGGCUCUUUAGGAGACUAGUGCUGGAUCACAUUCUAAAGGAGGACCUAUACAUUACUAAGAAUGGACAAGCUGUGGCCUACAUAUCAGCUGGCUUUAAAGCUAUGGACAUCCUCAGUGGCAUCAUACAGGUGACUUUCCAUGAGACUGAGAGUGCCUCUAGCAUUAGAAAGCAUAAGGACACUAUGAUCAAACGUGUCUCUAAGAGAGAGGAAAUGGUGAAGAAUUGUCUGGAAGAGCUUAAUGAGCUGUGCAAAAAGCUUGGCAAAGUGUUCGGUCUUCAUUACUACAACAUUUUUUCCACAGCCACUUUGAAAAAGAUUGCUGAAACUCUGUCUGCCGACCCUGAGGUGCUGCUGCGGAUUGAUGGCGUGACUGAGGACAAACUAGAGAAGUAUGGAGCUGAGCUCAUUGAACUACUGCAGAAGUAUUCAAAAUGGCAGCUCUCAGGUGAGGAGCAGGCGAAGAGUUCUCAAUCUAUUGAUGGUGAAGAUGGCAGCAUGUCUGCCAACAUUAGAAGCAGCAAAAGUCAAGGAGAAAAGAGGAAAAAAACACCAUUAUCAAAGAACCCUAAAAGGUGCAGGGGUUACAAAAAACAGAACUCCUCUAAAUGUGGAAACUGGUCUUCAACAGGAAAACACACAGGUGGGAAUCAGUUCUCUAAACCUGCUCCUUCAGCUCCAGCAAGGAGGAAACCUAGCUUCAUGGCUCUGCCCAUCCCAAAAAGUGCUAAACUGCCAUUUCUCAAACCUGCCUUCUCUCAACUUGGCUGAGUCUACAAGCUGUGUGUGUGUUUGUGUUCUGCUUUUGCCUGCACAUCUUGUAUAUAUUUUUGCCGAUUUUUUGUUUGUGUUGAACUUUGUAGUACAUUUAUUUUUUUACUUUUAUAUUUUAUAUUUUGUUUAUAAUUAGUCAUUUAAAAUGUUCACUGGUACAAAUGAUUCAUAAAUCUAGAAAUAGCUUUAAUUUCAGAUCACAUGUUUGAUAUAGUUAUCAGUUUCAUUUAUUACCAAUUUCUAUAAUUUCAAGUACAUUUUAAACUUUUAACUGAGAAACUCCUCAAACUAAAAUGAGAUUAAUUGGCAUUUUAGGAAUCUUCACAAAGUAGCCAAUAACAUUGACAUUUGUUGGGGGAUGCAGCCAGUUACCAUCAAAAUCCAAUUGUUUGGAUACAGACCCUGUGUACAGUCACAUGCUUUUCUGACUAAUGCCUUCCUUCCUUAUACUUAAUGGACAGCCUUGCCUAGGCAUUCCUGUGGUUAUGCCAUAUUCUUUCUAUUUUUAAUAAAGGAUUUAAUAGUG